Molecule: messenger RNA, 2899 nt
Organism: Linum trigynum
Lineage: Eukaryota; Viridiplantae; Streptophyta; Magnoliopsida; Malpighiales; Linaceae
Source: the annotation of a GenBank genome assembly
CACACUCAUUUUUUAACGUGCAAGGGAAAGAAAGAACCAACCCAACCAACUUGUGGUGUUGUGCUUAAAAUCGGCUACUUCUUCCUUCCUUCCCGUGAGGAAGACCAGCCGAGCUUAUCCAGUUGCUACUGCUGCAGUAGGAGGAGCCAAAGAGGAAGAAGAAGAAGAAGAAAAAAGGAAUAGGAGGAAGAAAGGUUAGUAAGUUUGGAAGCAAGCCAGCAUCCACGUGCUUCCCUUUUGCUCACUGCUUUGCUUCUGUUCGUUUGCUUGAUUGGUCGGUGAACCGCCGGCGAAGUAGGAUCGUCGGAGUACCGGCCCAUUGGGUCAACGAGACUAGUUUGCUUUUUUCAGAAAAACAAGCAAGGAAAGGAAUGGAAAUCCGUUAUUUUACUCACAGCCAAUGAAUUCUGACUACUCUGGGCAUAUUUUUUUAUGUUUGAGUUUGACAGGUGGAAUAAUAAGAGGAGGAACGGAAAGGAAAGGAACGAAUCUGCGCGCGCCUUUUUUCUCAACUCAACUACUCCCGGCCUUUUCGCGUAAUCCCCAAAUUAUUAUUUUUUAUUUUCUUCUGCUUGGCGAGUUUAUCGGAUCUGGAAAACAAUUCCGUUAAUCCAAUUAUUCUUCUCUUUCUUUUCCCCUUCCAAUUUCCAUCUCUUUUCUCCGCCAUUCCCCCCAAAAAAGAAAGCCUCGCCAUUGUUGGAGGUGGAGGUGGAGGGGUGGGAGGAGGAAGGGGAGGAGUCGCCGCCGGUGACCAUGGACAACAUAGCGUCGCAGCUGAAGCGGGGGAUAUCGCGGCAGUUCUCGACGGGCUCGCUGCGUAGAACGUUCAACCGGCAGCUGUCACGGCAGGCGUCGCUGGAGCCUCGGCGGAACAACAGGCGCUUCAGCUUCGGUCGCCAGUCGUCGCUGGAUCCCAUACGCCGGAGCCCGAUCAAGGAGGAGCUGCUGGCGGUCCCGGACAACUUGGACUGCACGAUGCAGCUGUUGUUCAUGGCGUCCCGUGGCGACGUGCUUGCGGUCCAAGAUUUGCUGAACCAAGGGAUUGACGUCAACAGCAUCGACCUCGACGGGAGGACCGCGCUCCACAUUGCCGCCUGCGAGGGGCACGCCGAGGUCGUUAAGCUUUUGCUCAGUCGUAGGGCCAAUAUCGACGCUCGCGACCGCUGGGGGAGCACUGCUUGUGCUGAUGCUAAGUUCUACGGGAAUGUAGAAAUUUACAACAUUCUCAAGGCUCGAGGGGCCAAAGUUCCGAAAACCAGGAAGACGCCAAUGGCUGUAGCGAAUCCUCGAGAAGUACCCGAGUAUGAACUUAAUCCCUUAGAACUUCAAGUUCGAAGGUCCGAUGGCAUCACAAAGGGUACAUAUCAAGUGGCUAAAUGGAAUGGUACAAAGGUUGCUGUAAAGAUACUUGAUAAGGACUGCUAUACUGAUCCUGAAAGCAUAAGCGCAUUCAAACACGAACUAACCUUACUAGAGAAGGUUCGACAUCCAAACGUGGUUCAGUUUGUUGGAGCGGUUACCCAAAACAUACCAAUGAUGAUUGUUGUAGAGCAUCACCCAAGAGGAGACUUGGGAAGUUAUCUCCAUAAGAAAGGCCGUUUGUCACCAUCCAAAACUCUAAGAUUUGCCCUUGACAUUGCCAGGGGUGUGAACUAUCUUCAUGAAUGUAAACCAGACCCAAUUAUCCACUGCGGUCUAAAGCCAAAAAACAUUAUGCUGGAUAGUGGAGGCCAGUUGAAGGUUGCUGGUUUUGGUUUGAUAAAGCUGUCCCUAAUUUCAGUUGACAAAGCUAAAGUUGCGGCAGGGUCUUCAUUGGACUCCUCAAAUGUAUAUAUGGCGCCUGAAGUUUAUAGAGAUGAAAUUUUCGAUAGAACUGUGGAUGCUUACUCUUUUGGUGUUAUGUUAUAUGAGAUGAUCGAGGGAGCGUACCCAUUCUACCCCAAGCCUCUUGCAGAGGCUGUUAAAUUGAUGGGUGUCGAGGCAAAGAGACCGGCGUUUAAGCUCAAGUCCAGACAUUAUCCUCCAGAUAUGAAAGAAUUGAUUGAUGAAUGCUGGCAUCCUGAACCAGUUGCCAGGCCAACGUUUUCUGAGAUAAUCGUGCGACUGGACAGAAUAGUUUCACACUGUUCGAAGCAUGGAUGGUGGAAAGACACUUUUAAGCUUCCCUGGAAAUAAGAGGAAGAGGCAUGGGUUAGUAGAAGGAGGGGACACGGUGAAAGAAAGCAAUGGUGAAUGAGCUGACAUUGAUGGAAAGAAAGGGGGGAAGAAGCUUCAUGUACUACACAAGGCCAUGAGUAUAUAUAUGUAUAAGUUCUAGAGAGACGGUGGAUGUUCGAUCCGAGCAAAGAAGCAAGCAAAAGGCGGCGAGAAGACACGUUACACCAAUCUACUUUUCAAGUUCAAACUGCAUUCCAUAUGUAUUCAAAAGAUUUGCGUACAUAAAGUACAUCAUUGUGUAAAAAAAGAAGGAAACAAUGGCCGUUGUUGUAAAAUAUGUUCAUUGUGAUUAUAGAAAAAGGUGGUCUUGAUAGUGGUAGUUAUAUGUUUGGAGCGGAAUCAAUUUCAUUUUUCAGGUAAUUACUACUAUAGUUGGAGAAUGAUCACUCAUGAAAAGCUUAUAAGGUGUUUUAUUUACGACUAAAGGAAGAGUCUUGAUGGUGGUAGUGAUAUGUUUGAAGCGGAUUCAACUUCAUUUUUCAGGCAAUCACUAUUUACGACUAUAGUUGGAGAAUGAUCACCCAUAAAAAGUCUAUAAAGUGCUAAGUAUAGAAAGAUUCUCCAUCCGUUAAUAAGAUGUGAGAGCCCUCGUCUAGAAUGCUAUACAUUAACAAGAAAAUUUUAAAAUAUGUAGAUCUUGACUUUUACGGAUGCCAUAUUCUAAUAGAACGUUAAUCAUUCU